Pectinophora gossypiella (pink bollworm) is the source of this 6190-nucleotide messenger RNA. It is a transcript of the gene yata, whose product is annotated as N-terminal kinase-like protein. Gene Ontology annotation, molecular function: protein kinase activity; ATP binding. The transcript is spliced from 13 exons. Gene Ontology annotation, biological process: protein phosphorylation. The record is from RefSeq and is a predicted model, not a curated record. Bases 218 to 2674 code for a protein of 818 amino acids. Lineage: Eukaryota; Metazoa; Arthropoda; Insecta; Lepidoptera; Gelechiidae.
ACAUCAUACGCGUUUUGUCAUCGUUCUUUUUGUGAUUUGUGAAUUUAGUAAAUUCAUAAAUUAUUACGUAUUUUGAAGUAAAAUAUUUAGUUACCGUAGUUGUAUAGUUAACAUUUAACAUUUUUAUACUAUGAAUUGUAAAAUUAUGUACACUGCAUGUGCACUCUUCACGUAAAUAUGCUUCAAAGUUGUAAAUAAAUAAGUGGAAUUGGUCAAUAUGUGGUCAUUCUUUUCGCGAGAUCCUACAAAGGAUUUUGCGUAUGAGGUAGGAGAGCCUGUGCGGGGCUUAGAAGACAGGAGUGUAUGGACUCUGCACAAAGGAAAAAAAAGGGGCACUCAAGAUGAGGUGUCGAUAUUCUUAUUCGACGUUCAGAAGAACUCGGAGACCCUGUUCGACAUUGCAAAGGCCUCCUUGAAGAAACUCAAGACCAUGAGACACCCUAGCCUUUUACAUUACUUAGAUAGCUGUGAAACUGAGAAAUUUUUGUAUGUAGCUACUGAAUAUGUAGAGCCUUUAGCCACACACAUAGAGGAUAUGAAACUGGAGGGCCAACAACGAGAGUUGUUCCUUGCGUGGGGCAUAUUCCAGAUUACUAGAGCAUUAUCAUUUUUAAACAAUGAUGGUAAUAUGAGGCAUAACAAUGUCUGUCUGUACUCUGUAUUUGUCACCCUGGCCGGAGAAUGGAAACUUGGUGGAUUUGAGUUCCUCGCAUCACAAGGGCAGGAUGGAUCCAACCCUAUACCCCUCAAAAUAUUACCAGCCCUUGAAAUCUAUGACCCUCCCGAGAAGAAAGAUCCUAGCAAACUGAAGUCCAUGACAAAAUGUUCAACAGACAUGUGGGGUCUGGGAUGUUUGAUCUGGGAAGCAUUCAACGGCCCUCUGAAGACCCAGCCAGCUCUUAAAACUGUGGAUCAUAUCCCCAAACAGCUUUGCACCUUGUACUGUGAACUAGUCAGUGCUAACCCAGCAUCUAGACCAAAUCCAGCUGAUAUUAUUACUAGAUGUCGAAAAAUAGGUGGAUAUUUCAAGAAUGAUUUGAUAGACACAAUGUUGUUCCUUGAAGAGAUCCAGAUUAAGGAUAAGGUGGAAAAGGGGAAGUUCUUCUCCACUCUCAGUUCAUACCUGGAUAACUUCCCAGAAUCUGUAUGUGUUCACAAGAUUCUACCCCAAUUAUUGACUGCCUUCCACUAUGGAGAUGCUGGCUCAUUUGUAUUAGGGCCCAUGUUUAAGCUGGGCAAGUUGCUAGAGGACGCGGAUUACCAGAAGCAGAUAGUGCCGUGCGUGGUGAAGCUAUUCGCUUCCAACGACCGCACCACCAGGUCGCGGCUGCUGCAGCAGCUCGAUCAGUUCAUCAUGCACUUGCAGAACUCUACAGUAAACGACCAGAUAUUCCCGCAAGUGGUGCACGGUUUUCUGGACACAAACCCGAUCAUUCGGGAGCAGACGGUGAAGUCCAUAGUGCACCUGGCGCCGAAACUGAACUACAACAACUUGAACGUGGAAGUACUGCGGCACUUCGCUCGGCUGCAGUCCAAAGAUGACCAGGGUGGGAUCAGAACGAAUACAACAGUAUGCCUCGGCAAGAUCGCGUCGCACCUGCACCCGCAGAUCAGACAGAAGGUGCUAGUGUCGGCCUUCGUGCGAGCGACGCGGGAUCCGUUCCCCCCGGCGCGACAGGCGGGGGUGUUAGCUCUGGCGGCCACACAGCAGUACUUCUUGCUGAGCGAAGUCGCCAACAGGGUGCUGCCUGCGCUGUGCCCUCUCACUGCUGAUCCCGAGAAACAGGUCCGCGAUGCUGCAUUCAGAACUAUUAAGGGCUUCCUCGGCAAACUGGAGAAAGUAUCGGAGGAUCCUAGUUUGAGAGAAGGAAUGGAGGCGGACGUGCACACGGCGACGCCGUCGCUGAGCAACGCGGCGGCCACGUGGGCGGGCUGGGCGGUGACGGCGGUCACGGCCAAGUUCUACCGCUCGCACUCCGACACGCAGCGCGUGCAGCACUCCGCCAAGUCCGCGCUCUCCAAGCCUGGAUCACUUGAGCAACCGUCGUCAAGCAGCAUGUCGACGACGACGUCAUCGGUGACGUCGAUGACGUCACUGGAGCACAGCGAGUCCGCGUCCGACUACGACCCGGACCACUGGGACAUGACAGCCUGGGGCGAGAUCGACUCCAGCGCAGGUACGGGGGCAAGCGCCAAGUCUCCGCCGAGCAGCGGCAGCGCGCAGGCGACGCCCGGGCUGGCGGCGCUGUGCGAGGACGAGUGGGACAACGACGAGUGGGGCACCUUGCAGGAACAACCGUCGGCUGAAGCGGAGCUAGCGAGUCCGUCAGAAACGUGGAACAACGCACAGUGGACGGACCCGGCGAUGAACCGGGCGAACGCGACGUACGUGCGCGGCAGCACAGUGGGCAGCGUAGGGGGCAACACAGUGGGCAAGGAGCACCGGCUGGCUGCGCCGCAGCACAGUAACGACUCGCUCGGCGGCUGGGAGGACGGCGAGUUCGAGCCCAUCGAGGAGAACGUGGACGAAAACAACGCGUCGAAAAUGGACGAGCUACGAAGGAAACGUGAGGAAAGGAAGUUGCAGCGACAACGGGAGAUGGAGGCGAGACGGUCGGCCCGCGGACAAGGACCAAUGAAACUCGGCACCAAGAUCACCGCGCCGCCCUUCUAGCCCGCGAACACGCCUUAAACAGUGAGUCAUACUCUUGUACCCCAAAAGGGUAUACUGUCCCAAGAAGGAAAUUCUUAAAGAUAUACGACUUCAGGAUUUGAUAAAGAAAUUAAAGUUAGUCAAAAUUUAAGAAUUUAAAUUGGCAACCCAGUUCUUAACUAGCUCUGUCAACCAUAAUGCAUUGUUCUGCCAACGUUGCCAGUUAGAUUUCUAAAUUUUACAUAAUAGCUUUAAAAACGAUGUGUGAUUACGUAAACCCAAGCUGGUUUUUUGAGAAUUGCGUCUAAAAUGUGUUCGAAUGGUAAACUAUAUUCCUUCGUCUUAAAAAAUAUUGUAAAAACAGUGAUGGCAAAUUAUUACCUAUUACAGGGGCAAAAAACUUAAAAUUGAAUUGUAAUGCUAUAAAAUUCUCCCGUCUCAUGUUUGUAUAACAUUUUCAUUAUCCAUCGUUCGUUUAAUAUACUCAAAUCACGCGCCAUACCCAGUGCACCUUUCUUUAUCAGAAAUCGAAAUCUAUUAUAAGUGUGACCCUUCCAAGCUUUGAGUGUGAAGAAAAAUAUAUUUAUUAAAACACAAAAAUAUUUCUAUGUGAGCCAGUAUAUCGAAAAUAUCGAGAUAUUUAAUUUUAAGUUCCUUUAUUGUUUCAUGUAAUAUACAAAAUAAAUGUGCAUUUAUAUGUAUAGUUUAAUAUUUAUUUAAUUACUAUAAUAUUACGAAACAUAUUCCAUUAAAUAUGCCAGACUUUUAUAACUACAGCAAAAAAUCAACAUCGCGACUUUGAGUUUCAGAUUGAAACGUAUUUUUGCUCAAAGUUUUCGAUUUCUUACGACUAGAUAUGCAAUAGUGAUAUAAUUUGUUAUUCCGUGAAUGAUAUAAAGAUGUGAUUGUCAAUUUCACUUUACAGUUUGAUCGCUACGUAUAUUCUUCUUUACAAAUCUAUUGCAUAUCAAUGUCGGACAGUACUUCUGUAAUGUACAUUAGGGAACAAGAUUGUAAAUUACAUGCACCAAAUAGAAAGCUCAAGUGAGACUAGAUGACGUUAAGGCGAAUUGGUUAUUUUUUUUGCAAGUCAUUGCGUAUUGAGAUGGAUUAGGAAAGUAGGUAUAAAGAGGGUUAGCGUUUAAAGAAGGAGCUUCGUACGUCACAUAUUUAGUACUAUGAGAAAAUUAAAUGGCGAUGAGACCUGAGUACGUACUUAACUCUUUUGAUCGACUUGCCAUCUUUAGAACGCGGAAUGCAUAAAAAUAAAUUAUCGUAAUGAUUGAUUGACACUUUCUAUCCAAUUAGCAAUCUUUGGUUUUAAGCACUGUCAUAGAAUAAAGUAUAAUACUUAUAGAACGGACACUCUCGAGUCUGAAUAAGAUGAGGGUUCCUAGUUCAUCUGCGUGUGUAUUAACUUAAAAAUCCUACUGCAAUACGUCACCGCCUGAGACUUAUUGAAGCAGGAUUUAGUUGCACGUGUACGAAAACGUCUAAGUGUAGUCUCUGUGUAGGAACGAGAGUUUUGUACGAAGUUUCCGGUCUGUGGCACUGUUAAACCGUGAUAUAUUUCUCUCAGUCAACUUUCUGUAAACACUUUUCUUCAGGUUAAAGAGCAAUUUUAAAUGUAAGUGUGUUCUAAAGAUGCUCCGCUAAUAGAGGUCUGUCGCUAACCCACACGACGAAGGUGAGAUUUUAAACAUACUAUUUUUAAUUCCAACGAUGUUUAUAUAGUGAGUUACGAGAUUUUUCCCCUACCUUGUAACUAACUACGUAUAUUCAGGUUCAUGUACAGAUAAAGCUUUUUCUGUAAAGUCAUGGGAUUGAGUGCAAUCGGGCUAUGAGGGUGUCAAUUUGUUGUGAGUGUUUGUAUGGUGACUGUUAAGAUGGCGCGGAAGCGAUGCUUGGAAUUACGUCAAGGGCUUUGUGGUCAAAAGUAGACCAAACUUAAUCAACUUCAGCUAUUUCUAUUUAGGUGUUUUUGGAUUCUAGCAAGAUUUGUCUAUUGUAGUUUGUUCAUGUCCUCACUAUCGUAUCGUAAGUUUGAAUAAAAAUGUAGGUAUGUAGGAAUUUCAUAAGUUCCCUUUACGCGUGUAGGUUCCAGCCUAGAAUCCAUGGUUUCAAACUUUUGCCAGUAAAAAUCUCUUUUUGUAUUUUGAAUUAGUGUACUGUAGUGCAUAACAAUUGCUUCGUAGUUUACAAUAAAACAUCUUCCGACGAACCGGGCACGUAAUUUCCAGCAUCGCCAACCGCUUCGAUUGUAAUCCAAUGUAGGAAGGAUACGAAAUGUUAUUGUGUAUUUUAUAUGUAUGUAAUAUUAUAAAUUAAACUACCAGACUGAUGCGGUCUAUGAAUUUUUACUAAUCGUCGCGUAUGUACAUUUUCCGUUAUACAAUUUUACAUAUUGAAUAUUGUACACCAAAGCGGAUAUUUAAAUAAAUCCUAACAAUUAAUACCCCCUUUUAGGGUUCCGAAAGUGAUAAUUAUAAAUUUUAAUGUAAGCUGUAAGAUUGCGUUCCUUUGUCAGAAAAUUCUCUUCAAAAUCUAACUUUUGUCUGAGGAACGCUAGAGAAUUUAGGUAAGUGCAUAGACAAGUGUCGAUUUCGGAAGACAAAUUAGUUUUAUAGCUUUAAAAAUAGUGCUGUCCUUCACUUUGUUUAGUGUAAGAAAUAUAUAGCGCUAAUUUUAGAACUAUCAAACUAAAAAAACAUGUCUUAUCGUCCAGAAUCGACAACGGAACCACUAUCCACGUUACUACAGAGCAUUUAGAGAUCUUAUUUAGUGGUAUUAAACAGCCAUUUUAUCAAUCUCUUAGUUACCAACAUAUUUUACUAGCUCUGUAAGAAACGGAAAUUGACCCUUAUACGCUUUAGAUUUACAUUAGGGGCAUAAGUAGAUAGAUUCGAUAUAAAGAAAUUAGUUUAAAAUUUGAAGAAUGACAAGUUUUGAUAUUAUUUUUCUGGCUACUAAAAUUAAAUAUGUUUAUUUUAUAUAUAGUAAGAGUGGUAUCUAAUGAAAAUCAUCUGUAUUACCGUAUUGCACUGAAGUUUGAACCAAAAUGAUUAUGCUUUGAGAUAUAAUCUGUUAAUGUCGAUUCACAUUGAAGACCCAGUACCAUUUGCGCCAAAGUUAUGCCCGUCAUAGCUUCCAGUACACUUGACUGUGCAAUGAAUAUGAAACAAAGUUCAAUAUCCUGAUGUGUGGAAUGUUGUUGUGUAAAUCACCAGCCGUCAGUGUGAAUCGACCAUUUUUCAAUGUCAAACAAGUGAAUGGAUGUGAAAGGGAAGAAUUGUGCAAGAAGUUGCUUACGAGGAAAGGUAAGUACAUGAAUAUCCUGAAUAAUAUACCAAUUUUAUCGUCUUAAAAAUAACAUAAAUAUAGAAUAAAAUAAUAUUUAAGAUCUAUAGACAGAGUAUUUGUCUUUCCCGCAAGCCACUUGGAUUUGAUAAUAUUCAUCAGGUUAUGUCGUAAACGGAAUUCUUAUCCUAUCUGCUAUUAAAAUUUACACUUCUGUAAAUAUUUUUUUUAAUAAUAUGA